Messenger RNA from Candidozyma auris, 822 nucleotides. Its product is annotated as mRNA splicing protein PRP18. Bases 1 to 822 code for a protein of 273 amino acids. Gene Ontology annotation, cellular component: U4/U6 x U5 tri-snRNP complex; U5 snRNP; U2-type post-spliceosomal complex. NCBI's taxonomy places the organism in Eukaryota, Fungi, Ascomycota, Pichiomycetes, Serinales, Metschnikowiaceae. The transcript has a single exon. The record is from RefSeq and is a predicted model, not a curated record. Gene Ontology annotation, biological process: generation of catalytic spliceosome for second transesterification step; RNA splicing.
AUGGCAUUGACUGGGCUACUCUCAGAAGAGAUUGCUAAAAAGCGGAAGGCCGCAAAAGAGAAUGCUCAGGCCAAAAGGACGAAGCAAGAAACAUCGGUAGACACCGAGCAGAGUUCACCUGAGAUGGCCAAAGUGGCACCUGAGAAAGAAAAACUUCUUGAUUCUGUUUCUAACGAGGAUCUCGAAAGAUCAUUGAAGGCAUUCGAUGGUGAAGACCCCAACUUGAACAAAGAAGAUAAGCUCAGGAAACUUGAUCUUUUGGUCAAAGCAGAGCAUCGCAACGAUGCGUACAAGGCUUAUCUCGAUGAGGAGAAUUCGGUUGACCCAAUUAUUACUUUGGACGAUAUUGGUGCAAUUACAACGAACAAAAGACAGCUAGAAUUGAAAUUGAGGCGAUCUCUUAAAGGGAUCAUCAAGUUGUGGGAGUGCAAACCACAAGAGCCUCCAAAGCCGUAUACGGUAGGCAUGCUCAAGGAAGUCAAAAGGGACUUAGUGAAGCUAUUAUACAGACUACGAGUUGGCAAGCUUGAUGACAGCAUGAUCUUGUCACUUGCCACGAUCAUCUACUACAUUCAGCUCCAGGAUUUUGUGAAGGCUAACGAGAGUUACAUGAAGUUGAGUAUAGGUAAUGUUGCCUACCCUAUAGGUAUAAGAGAUGUUGGAAUUCAUGCCAGGCACGCGCUUUCAAAGAUAACUGGCGAGGAUAAGUCAACUAUAGCCAACGUUAUGAAGGGAGAGUCCACCCGGAAAUGGAUCCUCGGAGUGAAACGCUUGAUCUCCUACAGCGAGGCCAUCAACAAACAAACUAAGGAAAGAGCAUAG